Solenopsis invicta (red fire ant) is the source of this 2603-nucleotide messenger RNA. RefSeq names its product heparan-alpha-glucosaminide N-acetyltransferase. The record is from RefSeq and is a predicted model, not a curated record. Lineage: Eukaryota; Metazoa; Arthropoda; Insecta; Hymenoptera; Formicidae. Bases 258 to 1970 code for a protein of 570 amino acids. The transcript is spliced from 12 exons.
ACGCACUCUGUUACGCUUUCUAUUUCAUAGAGUUGCAACAACAAUGGCAACAAGGAAGACGCAGUUGUGAGUCAUUUACUAAGUCUGGUUCUUGGAAUAAAACGGAGUGCGACUAAUUUCCAAUCGAAUAGCCAAGGGCUGAAGAAGAAAAAGGAUUAUUUGUUCUGGUUAGAGUAUUAGUGGGAGAUUAAUCUGUAUUUGUAUUGAAGAUCUGAAGAACAAGGUCUGAAUCUUGAUGAAAUAACUGUAAUAGUAAAAUGCCUCUCACAAACCAACAUGUUGUGGGUAAUCCUUGUCUCGAUGCUAAUGCGUCACUUGGGAUUGAUGAAGCAUGUUUUAGCAUUCUAAAUGAGUAUGAUAUACCUAUCACAUUUUAUUCUGUUUCGUCGGAAUGUCAUAUGUGCGAUGGUAUACCACAAGCUGUUAUACCAGCGGGUAAAAACUCAACAUUGGUUGUAUCAACGAAAUAUCCCUUGUUUAUGUUUUAUGAAGCUGUAUCCAGAUAUUGUCACCAAACGUAUGAUUUCAAAGAACAUGGAAGUUAUGGAUGGAAUGUUUCUCAGAAGGAAUUGUGCUCGAAUAUCUACACGAUUCGUGAACCAAUAAACAGUUAUCUUCCGAUAUUUGCAGCUUUCAUGGUCUACGUUCUAUUAUCGAUUUUAUUUGCCACAGCCAAAGUUAUCCUACGUGUGGUAAAGGGAAAAUUGUCUCCAGAUAACAUACACGAUGAUUUGGACGAACUUCAAGAAGCAGAGACUUCAACUCCGAUAGUUAGGACAAGCAGAUCUAGUACUAGAAUCCGUUCAAUCGAUACGUUCAGAGGGAUUGCUUUAUUAUUGAUGAUAUUUGUCGAUAACGGUGGUGGCAAAUACGUAUUCUUUAAUCACAGCGCAUGGAAUGGUCUGACAGUGGCUGACUUAGUAUUACCUUGGUUUGCAUGGAUCAUGGGAUUAUCGAUCACUAUAUCAAAACGGUCGGAGCUUCGUGUCUCGAAUUCACGCAUGAAGAUCAUUUUUCGUUGCUUGCAACGUGCGCUUGUCCUCGUGCUUCUCGGAUUGAUGCUGAAUUCGAUGAGCAUGGAGUCACUAAAACAUCUCCGGUUUCCGGGUGUUCUUCAGUUGCUGGCCGUUUCGUACUUCGUGUGCGCUACUAUUGAGACUAUAUUUAUGAAGGCCCAUUCUCAGGACGACGUGUUACAGUUCGGUCGAUUUUCAAUUCUGCGAGAUAUCUUGAACAAUUGGGCGCAAUGGUUGAUCAUUUUAGCGAUUAUGGUGACGCAUAUUCUAAUCACAUUUCUGCUGCCUGUUCCGAAUUGUCCGACGGGAUACUUGGGACCCGGUGGUAAUUACUCUCGUUAUGGAAAAUUCCCGAACUGUACCGGAGGCGCAGCCGGUUAUAUAGACAGACUCGUAUUUGGUAGUCAUGUAUACUCCAAGACGCAAAAUCCGGUGUACGGUACUAUUUUGCCUCAUGAUCCUGAAGGUAUAAUGAACACUAUGUCUAUAAUACUUGUCGUGUACAUGGGUGUCCACGCUGGAAAGAUUUUAUUACUCUACUAUCAAUGCAAUGGUAGAGUGAUACGCUGGUUGCUGUGGUCAUCCGUCACUGGUCUUAUUGCUGGAUUAUUAUGUCACUUUGACAAAGAGAGUGGAGUGAUACCAGUCAGCAAAAAAAUGAUGUCACUCUCAUUUGUUUUGACAGUAUCCUGUUUUGCAUUUUUAUUAUACGCAAUCUUGCAUUUCCUUGUCGAUUAUAAACAAUGUUGGAACGGUGCACCAUUCGUCUAUGCAGGUUUAAAUCCAAUUACUCUCUAUGUUGGACAUAGUCUUACUAGAGGCCUAUUUCCAUGGGCUUGGAAAUUGUCACAUGCUACGCAUUGGUCAGUCCUCGCUAUGAAUUUGUGGACCACAACUUUAUGGGGUGUUAUCGCAUAUUGGUUGUAUUUAAAAGACGUUAUUAUAUCCGUUUAAACUUGUUGAAGAUAUUAUUUACGAUUUUAUCAUAAGGCGUCAUAAUCUCGUAUACAGGGAAUUAAGUAAAUUAUUAAGUAAAUUAUUAAGCAGAUUACUAUGCUUGCAACACUGUUAGUGCAGAUAGACGCGCUUAUGGGUUUAUGUGAUUUACAGAUGCGAAUAUUUUCAAAAUAAUGUGAUAAGACGAAACUAAAAGAGAAGGUAGUUCGAUCGCUUUUAUACAAGCAAUCAUCAUUCAUUGAUAAAUGUUGUUAAAUUAUAUAGAUAAUACAAUUUUCAUUUUAUUCAUUAUCAUAUAUUAAUUUUCAACAAUAAUUAGAAUAACUGUCGACCUUUCUCAAUUUUGUGUUGAUUUCUCAAAUAAAAGUUUUAUAACAUUUAAUGAUUUAAUCACUUCAUUUUUACAUCAGUUUUAACAGAAGUAAUUUUUUCUUCCAUAAUAAACAUUAUAUGUAUACAAUAUAAAUAAUAAAAUGUGUGUGUGGAAAGAAAUUUAUUAUUGUAAACAAAUUAUCGAUCGUGCAUGAAAAAAUAUUGUAAAAUUAUACAAGUAAUGCAAUUCUCACUUUGAUCAUUAUCAUGUAUUAAUUUUUUUAAAUAAAAUUUUUAUAAGAUUUAUCGAACCACGUA